AUGUCUGUGUCCCUGUCCAGCAUCCCUGUAGUGCUGAAGGACACGAGCUACCACGCCGGCAUGCUUAAAGCCAGUCCGGCUCGUGGCUUCUUCCCGAGCCCCCACCAUCACCACCACCCUUACAUGGACUUCUUCCCCCGGACUCACAGCCUCCUUCACCCGCUCAAAUCCCUCGGGCGUCUCGUCUCUGACGCUCAGGGUUCCCUGCCGCUCAGCCUCCACGGAGGAGCCCCACAGUUCCCUCACCACGCUUCAGUCCUGCACGAGCACAUAUUAAACGCUUCAGGUGUGCCCUACCUGAGCCUACCAGGGCAACCGCUGCACUCCAAACCGGAAGAGUUGGCAGCGGUGGUGACGGAGCACGCGGCUGGUCCGCUGUCCUCUGACUUUAGCAGCCCGUCCAGUGAGAGGUCCUCCUCUACCUCCUCUUCCUCACCUCCGAAAGAGACUGUAUUUCGGCUACGGAAUGCAGAGCCAUCCCCGGAGAAGACACGUACCUGUUUUAAUUUCAGCGAGGAUGAUUUAUUCAUGGUGCUGUACGGUUAUUCUGGCAACCAGGACCGGAACGUGGGUCACGCGAUAUCAGGACUGACACUGCCGGAAAAGACAGUUUCUGACUCCAACAUACUUCCACUCGACAAAGAGGCGCUUGAUCUCCCUGAAGGAUUAACUAUCAUCCAGACGGCGUGGGGAAACGUCACACAUCGUGGGGUUUUCACUGACAAAAGCAGCAUCCCUAAAGGCACGCGCUUCGGACCUUUCCAGGGAAAACUAGUCAACACGAGCGAGAUUAAAACCUACGAUGACAACACCUUAAUGUGGGAGGUUUUUGAAAACGGCAAAUUGAGUCACUUUGUGGACGGCAGAGGAGGCUCAGGAAACUGGAUGUCUUUGGUGAAAUGUGCCCGCUUUCCAGACGAGCAGAAUCUGAUCGCAGUGCAGGUGCAGGGUCAGAUCUUCUACGAGGCCUGCAAAGAGAUCCGGCCAGGGCAGGAGCUGCUAGUGUGGUAUGGGGACUGCUACAUGCAGUUCCUCGGCAUUCCUCUUACUCUGAAAGACCCCAGCGAGGAAAACAACGUGAUCUCCACUACAGAAGAUGCUGGUGAGGGAUUCAAGUGUGACAGAUGCGGAAAAGUGUUCGCAUACAAGUACUACAGAGACAAACACUUGAAGUACACACGCUGCGUGGACCAGGGUGACAGAAAGUUCCCCUGUCACCUUUGCAACAGAUCCUUCGAGAAAAGAGACAGACUAAGGAUCCACAUUUUGCACGUGCACGAGAAACAUCGGCCCCACAAGUGUUCGGUGUGUGGAAAGAGUUUCUCCCAGUCGUCCAGUCUCAACAAACACAUGCGCGUGCACUCAGGAGAGAGACCAUACAAGUGUGUCUACUGUAACAAGGCCUUCACUGCCUCCAGCAUCCUCCGCACACACAUCCGCCAGCACUCCGGUGAGCGGCCCUUCAAGUGUAAGCACUGCGGGAAGGCCUUCGCCUCUCACGCCGCCCACGACAGCCACGUCCGCCGGACUCACGCCAAGGACAAGCCGUAUCCGUGUGAGCUGUGCGGGGCUACUUUUCAGGAGGAGCAGGAGCUUCAGUACCACAUGAAAAGUCACAAAAAGAUCUUGGACAGCACAGUUAUCCAGUCUUCUCCAAGCAGAGGGUUACAAGAGGACUCCAUGUUUGCUGUAAAAGACAAUCCAAAAGUACAGAAAAACUUUCCUUACUCUGGAUUAACUGUUAUAAAUCCUGAAUAUCGGCCCUGGAACUAGACGAAAAAACUG
Messenger RNA from Cheilinus undulatus (humphead wrasse), 1785 nucleotides. It is a transcript of the gene prdm14, whose product is annotated as PR domain containing 14. Lineage: Eukaryota; Metazoa; Chordata; Actinopteri; Labriformes; Labridae. Gene Ontology annotation, cellular component: nucleus. The transcript is spliced from 8 exons. The coding region runs from base 1 to 1773 and encodes 590 amino acids. The record is from RefSeq and is a predicted model, not a curated record. Gene Ontology annotation, molecular function: protein binding; RNA polymerase II transcription regulatory region sequence-specific DNA binding. Gene Ontology annotation, biological process: regulation of transcription by RNA polymerase II.